Ziziphus jujuba (common jujube) is the source of this 1899-nucleotide messenger RNA. RefSeq names its product probable pectinesterase/pectinesterase inhibitor 46. The transcript has 2 exons. Gene Ontology annotation, molecular function: pectinesterase activity; pectinesterase inhibitor activity. The coding region runs from base 1 to 1728 and encodes 575 amino acids. The record is from RefSeq and is a predicted model, not a curated record. Gene Ontology annotation, biological process: cell wall modification. Lineage: Eukaryota; Viridiplantae; Streptophyta; Magnoliopsida; Rosales; Rhamnaceae.
AUGUCUUCCUUCAAAGCCCUCGGCAAAGACGUGGACGAAGCCGAGCAAGCCAUGAUCGAAGCUCGUAAGACACGAAAAAGAUACAUCAAGAUUGUCUUGUACUCCAUAGUCUUCGUGGCAGUCGUCGUCGCCAUCGUCGUCGGAACCACCACGGCUUCUCGUAACUCGGGAGGAAGUUCCAAGAAUGGAGGAGAGACCAAGUCUCUCACUUCCACCGUCAAGGCAGUCUGUGACUUAACCCUAUACCAGGACACCUGUUACAGAAGCCUCACUCCUCUCGCUAACUCCACCGGUAUCCUCCAGCCGGCGAAGCUCUUCAAGUUGUCGAUCCUCGUGGCGAAGAACGAACUGUCGAAAGCUGCCUACUACUUCUCCGAGCAUGAAGUUUUCGUCAAUGUCACCGAUAAAAUGUCCAUUGAAGCUUUGAAAAAUUGUAGAGAUUUGAUGGGACUGGCAAUGGAUCAUCUCAAUAGCUCGGUUUCGACCUCCGGUGACGACGAUCAGACCUUGAUCGAAGCCAUCGACGAUCUCAAAACUUGGCUGAGCACCGCCGGAACUUGCUACGAGACUUGCAUAGACGGUCUGAAGGAAGCGAAAGAGUCUCUCGUGGAGUCCAUUUCGAGUCAUCUCAAGAAUACCACCGAGGUGACCAGCAACAGCCUCGCCAUUGUCUCUUCUAUGUCGAAAAUCGCCAGGCGAUUAUUAUUGAAUUCCUCCGAGGAUGGUGAAUCCCAUGGAGAACCGAAAUGGAUUCGUUCUAGAGAUCGGAAGCUUAUCGAGAGUUGGGAUUUGAGGAAGAAGGCCCAUAUUGUAGUGGCUCAAGAUGGAAGUGGGAGGUUUAAGACAAUUGGUGAAGCUCUCAAAGCUGUUCCUGAUAAUAGCAAGAAGCGGACUGUGAUUUAUGUGAAGAAGGGGAUUUACUAUGAAAAUGUGAGAGUCGAGAAGUCCAAAUGGAAUGUUGUCAUGGUUGGUGAUGGGAUGACUGCCACUAUUGUCUCCGGCAGCCGCAACUUUGUUGACGGAACUCCGACCUUUUCGACCGCCACAUUUGCUGUGUUUGGAAAAGGAUUUAUCGGAAGGGACAUAGGAUUCCGCAACACCGCAGGAGCUAUCAAACACCAAGCAGUUGCCCUAAUGGCAAGUGCAGACAUGGUGGUGUUCUACAGGUGCCGGAUGGACGCAUUCCAAGACACUCUCUACGCACAUUCCAACCGCCAAUUCUACCGCGAAUGCGACAUCUACGGGACAGUCGAUUUCAUCUUCGGGAACUCAGCGGUGGUCUUCCAAAACUGCAACAUUCUUCCGAGGGUUCCAAUGAGUGGCCAAAAGAACACCAUCACAGCUCAAGGCAAGGUGGAUCCCAACCAAAGCACAGGCAUUGCAGUGCAGAACUGCACCAUUUGGCCGUUUGGGAACUUGUCCUCCGUCCAAACCUUCCUCGGGAGGCCAUGGAAGAACUACUCCACAACAAUAUACAUGAACAACUACAUGGCAAAUUUCAUCGAUCCCAAAGGUUGGAUGCCAUGGGUAGGAAAUUCAGCUCCAAGCACCAUUUUUUACUCGGAGUUUCAAAACUUUGGACCUGGUUCAUCCACGAGGAAUAGAGUCCAGUGGAAGGGUUUGAGAAGCAUUAGUAACAAAGAGGCAAACAGGUUCACGGUGCAGUCAUUUCUUAACGGUACUAAGUGGAUCUCUAAUGCUGGUGUUCCUUACAAAUCUGGACUUUGAGUGAUGGGAAUAAUAUUUUUCAUUGACUGAUGAUAAAAAUCAUGUAUUUUGUUACCUAAUUACUUUUCUUCUUCCUUUUUUCAAUAUUUAUAAAUUUGUUUUCGUUUUGCUCUAUUCCUUUUGUGAUACACUAUACUAACUGGUUUUGGCAAUCUUGAUUGAGUUUGAUUU